AUGGCGGCAUACCUGAACGUCGCCCUGGAGGAGGGCGACCUGGCCCUGAUAAUGGCGACGCUCGGCGACAUCGCUCGCGCCCGGACAAUGGCGGUGGUGGCGGAGGAGACGGGGCUGGGCAGGGAGAGCCUCUACAAAUCGCUGUCAGCCAACGGCAACCCUGAGUUCGCCACCGUACUGAAGGUGAUGAGCGCCCUGGGACUCCGGCUUCAGGCGACCGCCGUGCCGGGAGCGAACGACGCAUCUUGA
Molecule: messenger RNA, 249 nt
Organism: Geodia barretti
Lineage: Eukaryota; Metazoa; Porifera; Demospongiae; Tetractinellida; Geodiidae
Source: the annotation of a GenBank genome assembly